CAGUCCAUGGUUGCAAUGGGUGUACCAGUCUUCAUACUCGCUGGGCUCCUUGUGCAUUGUGUGUUUUUGGUCUCCAUUUUUGACAUCUACUUCAGCUCUCCCCUGGUUCAUGGCAUGACUCCUCAACAGACUCCACUGCCACCUCCAGCAAAACGUCUUGUACUCUUUGUUGCUGAUGGUCUGCGGGCAGAUUUGCUGUAUGAACUGGACAGCGAUGAAACGCCCCAAGCACCUUUCCUGCGGGGUAUUCUAGAGAAUAAUGGCAGCUGGGGAAUCUCUCACACCCGGGUUCCAACAGAAUCCAGGCCAGGGCAUGUUGCACUUAUAGCUGGAUUUUAUGAAGAUGUCAGUGCAGUUGCUAAAGGAUGGAAGGAGAAUCCAGUGGAAUUUGACUCUGUGUUCAAUGAAAGUAAAUAUACUUGGAGCUGGGGAAGCCCAGAUAUUUUGCCAAUGUUUGCAAAAGGUGCUACUGGAGAUCAUGUUUAUACAUUUUGUUACUCAGCAGAAAGUGAAGACUUUGGAGCACAAGAUGCAGCCAAGCUAGACACGUGGGUUUUUGAUCAUGUUAAGGCCUUUUUGAAUUCUUCCAGAAGUAAUGAAACGUUGUUCUCUGCACUGAAUGAAGAGAAAGUGGUUCUGUUCCUGCAUUUGCUGGGCAUAGACACAAACGGACAUGCUCAUCGGCCAAACUCAAGGGAAUACAAGGAGAAUAUUAAAAAAGUUGAUGAAGGUGUAAAAGAAAUUGCUUCAGUGAUUGACCAUUUCUAUGGAAAUGAUGGGAAAACUGCAUUUAUUUUAACUUCUGACCAUGGAAUGACAGAUUGGGGAUCCCACGGAGCUGGUCACCCCUCAGAAACUUUAACACCACUGAUUGUUUGGGGUGCUGGUGUGAAUUAUCCACAGAGAGUCACAUCCCAGUUCUUUGAAGACAAUUUUUUGAAAGAAUGGAAACUAGAGAACUUGAAGAGGCUGGAUGUCAAUCAGGCUGAUAUUGCACCACUGAUGGCUUCCCUUAUUGGUGUGCCCUUCCCCCUGAAUUCAGUGGGAACUCUGCCUCUGGAAUAUCUGAACAAUAGUGCUCAUUUCAAAGCAGAGAGCAUGUUUACCAAUGCUGUUCAAGUUCUUGAGCAAUUUAAGGUUAAGAUGUAUCAGAAAAAGAAAACUACGCUGUCAUUUCUGUUCACACCAUUCAAACCACUUUCUGAUGCUGAACAGAUCAACUUUUUGAAGAAAAUCAGACUGUUUAUUCAGCAGCAGGAGUACGAUGAAGCGGUAUCUCUGUGCAAAGCUCUAAUUAAGCUUGCUUUGGAAGGCUUGUCUUAUUACCAUACUUACGAUAGAUUAUUCCUGGGUCUGAGUAUUACAUCAAGUUUUGUGGGCUGGACAACUUAUGUGAUUUUGAUGAUUAUCAAGAACCAUACCAGUUUGAUCAAGACUGUCCAGACUAGUAAUAAGAAAUCUACUCUUCUCUUCUACUGUUUUGCCUUUGUUGGAAUGAUAAUAGCUCUUUUCCUGUUGAUUCAAACAUGUCCUUGGACAUACUACAUAUACUGUCUCCUGCCAGUACCAGUGUGGUAUGCAGUUGUGAAAGAACUUCCUGUUAUUCAAGACCUUGCGACAAAUCUCCUGUCACUUCCUAUCAGUCAGUCUGUAGGAUUCCUCUUGGUUUGUGCACUAGGAAUUGAAAUACUGGUCUUCAGCUUUUUUUACCGCUCCACACUUAGUAUUGGUCUUGUUGUCUUUGCUAGCUGGCCAGUGAUCACUCAACUGUGGGUUCAAGCAAAGAGGACAGCAUUGGUCUGGAUUCUUCUCUGUGUGCUCCUGGCAGUAUUUCCCUUAAUGCCUGUUGUAGGAAGAGAACCAAACAUUUCUCUGGUAACAGCAGCUGGUUUAUUGACUCUUUUGAUCUCUUGCUUCUCACUGGCCUCUCUUUGUAGACGUGAAAAUAAGUAUAGGAAUACCAAAGAUCUGAAGCUACAUUUUUAUCAGAUGUUGAGUAUUGCACUUUCAACAUAUGUUGUGAGCAGUACCCAUGAGAGUCUUAAGAACAAACAAGGGUUGCCUUUAUUGAAUCAAAUCAUUAGCUGGAUGACUCUAGUUUCUUCCUCGCUGUUGCCAUUACUGAGCCCCACGUUUCUCUUUCAGCGACUCUUCAGCAUAUUGCUCUCCCUGAUGUCCACCUACCUGCUCCUCAGCACAGGGUAUGAAGCUCUGUUUCCACUGGUGCUGUCUGGUGUGAUGUUUGUGUGGAUAAAUAUGGAGCAAGAAGCACUGCAGCACUAUGGCCUUUCACUCAAACCAAAGCUUGCUGGUUUCAACUUUGCCUGUGCCACAGAUAUAACUCAGUUUCGCCUGCUUCACCUAGAUGAUAUCCGCAGGUCUUUCUUCUUUGUUUUCUUUUUAGUGACAGCCUUUUUUGGCACAGGAAACAUAGCUUCUGUUAAUAGUUUUGAUCCUGCUUCUGUCUAUUGUUUCUUGACUGUGUUCAGUCCCUUCAUGAUGGGAGGCUUGCUUGUGCUGAAGGUUGUAAUCCCAUUUGUUCUGGUAUCAUGUGCUUUUGAAGCUAUCCAAGUCACAACACAACUGUCUUCCAAGAGCCUUUUCCUCAUUGUUCUUGUGAUUUCAGACAUCAUGGCUUUGCAUUUUUUCUUUUUGGUUAAGGAUUAUGGGAGCUGGCUGGAUAUUGGAACAAGCAUUAGCCAUUAUGUGUUGGUGAUGUCAUUGGCCAUAUUUAUGAUGCUGAUGAAUGGACUAGCCCAGCUGCUGACUACACAGAGACUUGAACUUCCCAGAAGGAUUAAGCACCAUUCCAUGUGA
Molecule: messenger RNA, 2817 nt
Organism: Indicator indicator
Lineage: Eukaryota; Metazoa; Chordata; Aves; Piciformes; Indicatoridae
Gene: PIGN
Product: phosphatidylinositol glycan anchor biosynthesis class N
Exons: 28
Coding region: 7-2817 (936 amino acids)
Biological process (GO): GPI anchor biosynthetic process
Cellular component (GO): endoplasmic reticulum membrane
Molecular function (GO): mannose-ethanolamine phosphotransferase activity
Source: RefSeq, a predicted model, not a curated record